UCUUAAAUCGUUGCGUUCGUUAGAUUUAUCGCUGUCAACAAUUUUAUUCUUUUAUCAUUUAUAGUUGAAUAAUAAUGGAUGAUCAUGUAUGCGGUGAAGAUUUUUUAUGUGAUCGCGACAAACUAAUUACUGUGUUGAAAAACUUGCAAGCAAAAUGUGAAAAGUAUGAGCAGGAAAAUUAUUCUUUGAGAAAAAGUGAAAUUGCCUUAAAAGCAGUUCAGGAUGAUCUUUACAGCGAAGUGGAUUUGAUAACGAAUUCGUACGAGAACAAAAUUCAAGCCUUAACUCUUAAAUAUGACACUCUUAUACAGCAACAAAAUGAAAAAUUGUCUGGCGUUGUGAAUGAUUAUGAAUCCCACAAUAAUUCUGUUUGCGAAGAGAAUAAGGAGCUGCGUGAUAAACUAGCUGAAACUUUCAAUAAAUUAGAAUCUAUAAAAUCUAUGACCCGAAAUACCGUAAGUGAAUUGGAGUUAAAACAUCAAACACAAUUGGAGGAAAUUAAAGUUUUAAAUGAGCAGAAAUUGCUACAACUGACAGAAGUACUUGAUAAUACUAUGUUAGAAAAUAGGCAGCUGAAGGAAAGGUGCGAUAUUCUUAAUGAAGAAUCUUCUUGUGCCAAAGAAAACUUGAAUUAUAAAAAGCACGAGAUUGAUCAAUUAAAAGAACAUAUUCUUGAACUGCAAGAACAGUUAUCUAUAGUACAAGUGAAUCAAAAUAGCAAACCAAUUGAAAAGCAUGAGGAAAGAGGUAAUUCACUAUUUGCUGAAGUAAAUGACAGACGAUUGAAACUCGAACAUAUUGUUCGUCAACAAAAAGCUUCAUGCAUAGAGAUGAGACGGCAGUUUUCAAAAGCUAUCAGAGAAAAUAUUUCAGUAAGAACUGAGGUCAUAAGUUUUAACACAAAGUUAAAUGAUCUGUUAAUGACUAUUGGCCUGGAGGAUGAUCGAUUUCACAGGGCUUAUGAAGAUUUUUGUUUUACUACCAAGAUUCGAAUUCAAGAAUUGCAAGAUAAAGUAGCUUGUUUACAGAAAGAAAAUGUGCAGAAUUCUAAUGUGAAUGUUUUAUAUGAUGUGUUAGAUAAAACCAGGAAUGAAUUAGCCAGAGCGGAAUCAAGAAUAGAUAAAUUAUGUUUUGAGAAACUUCGUCUUGAAGAGAAAAUUUAUAAGAUGUCCAAAGAUAUUCAUAGAUGGAAAUUAGAAUCUAUGAAAUAUGCUGCUGAAAUAUCCAAAUUAAAAUUGCAUAUAUCUGACUUAAAACUUGAUCCGUCAGUAUUAUCUAAGCUUGAAGAUAACAUUUUUAAUAACAUGGAACUGAAUAAAGAUAUGGUAGAAGAUAACCAAAAUUCACAUUCAAAAUCUAAGUGCAAUGAUGCUGAGGAAAAUAAAAAUGUUUUUGAAUCAAACAAGUAUGCUACUGACUUAUCAAGUUUACUGGAUGAUUCAGAAAAGGGUAAGAAGGCCGACUCAUUCGCAGAACAUUUAAAAGAUUUCUAUUGUGACAAAAAUUCAUUUUCCAAUGAAACAGAAAGUGCUUUGAACUUAGAUAUAGAAAAAUGUGCAAUAACUGAAAAUAAGGUAUGUUCUGCUGAUACAUCAUUAUCAGAUGGUGUAAAUGCUUCCAGUUCACAAGCUCCAAGUACAUCAAGUAACCAUUUUGAGAUUUAUGAAGAUACAAUAAGUUUAGGUGUUGAAAGUAAACAUAGUCGAUUUCCUAAUCUUUCUGAAGGUCAUAAUAAUCUAGAUUCUAAAACUUGUUUAUCAGAUACUAUUUCAAAAAAAAACAUUUUGAAACCUGAUGACACUGUUGCAAUAUAUCAAGGAGCAAAAUGUUAUUUUGAAGAAGGUAUUGCCAGUUCUAGCAAUUUUAACAUGUAUGAAAAUUCAGUUUUUGAAGAACCUAAAAAUACUUUGAUCUCAUCUACGAGCAUUAAUUCUUCGAAUGUCAAUGGAGCAAACCCUUCAAAUGCUUUUGAGAUUUAUGAAGAUACUAUAUGUAUAAGCACAGAUGAUAAAGCAAGUAAACCAAUUAACGACAAUAAAGCAAUUAUGACUAUUAAGCCUUCAUUAAGUUUUGAAAUACAUGAGGACACUAUUUGCUUACAAUCUAAUAGCAUCUUAACUUCUACUAUCGUUAAUCCUAAGAAAUGUGUUUCUGAUAAGACUGAUGCUGUUAUACUACCAAAUAUGGAAUUUUCUAGUACUAGAUAUAAUACAUCCAAAACACCAGAAACAUCAGUACAUGAAAGAAGGAACAAGGAAAAUAUUAUUCUAGAUACUAUAGAUGACAACAGUGAAACAGAAAUUAUAACUAAACAAAGACCAUCAAUAUUAAAAAAAAUUGGAGGUUUACUACCUUUGGAAAAUUUGGAAGAUAAUUUUAUUAAAAAGGAAGUAAAAUUUUGUAACAGUGUGAAGUCUCCUGUAAAAUCAGAUAAUUUUAAGAAAUCAAACAUCAUUAGGACUGAAGAAGUUAAUAACAAGGUUAGAUUUAUUAAAGGCGAUCCUAGUAAAGCAUUAGUUGUAAAGAAAUGGAAGCCUAAAUGA
Molecule: messenger RNA, 2543 nt
Organism: Ctenocephalides felis (cat flea)
Lineage: Eukaryota; Metazoa; Arthropoda; Insecta; Siphonaptera; Pulicidae
Gene: Spindly
Product: putative leucine-rich repeat-containing protein DDB_G0290503
Exons: 7
Coding region: 75-2543 (822 amino acids)
Source: RefSeq, a predicted model, not a curated record